This is a messenger RNA of Humulus lupulus (European hop), 2079 nucleotides long. Its product is annotated as protein NUCLEAR FUSION DEFECTIVE 4-like. Bases 58 to 1875 code for a protein of 605 amino acids. Gene Ontology annotation, cellular component: membrane. Lineage: Eukaryota; Viridiplantae; Streptophyta; Magnoliopsida; Rosales; Cannabaceae. The transcript has a single exon. The record is from RefSeq and is a predicted model, not a curated record.
UUUUUCAAACUCUCAUUAAUAAUAUCUUAAUUCACUUAUACUGAUAGAAAGAGAAAAAUGGUGGUCAUGGGGCCAGGUACCACUGGUGGGGCCAAGAGCCUAACCCUCCAAAUAAUCACCGGACGGUGGUUCUUGGUUUUCGCCUCUCUUCUCAUAAUGUCGGCCGCCGGAGCUACCUACAUGUUCGGCCUGUACUCAGGAGAAAUCAAAGAGGUUCUCGGCUACGACCAAACGACAAUUACUUUGCUGUCGUUCUUCAAAGAUCUCGGAGGCAACUUCGGUGUCCUCUCUGGUCUGCUCAACGAGGUGACGCCGCCGUGGGUGGUUCUCUUAGUCGGUGCUAUUCUCAACUUGUUCGGCUACGUCAUGAUAUGGCUCUCCGUGGCCAAGAAAAUCCCCACCCCGAAGGUCUGGCAGAUAUGUCUCUACAUAUGUCUAGGAGCCAACUCACAGUCCUUCGCCAACACCGGCUCCCUAGUCACGGUGGUCAAGAACUUCCCGGAGUCACGCGGCGCCGUUUUGGGUCUUCUCAAGGGCUACGUCGGUCUGAGUGGAGCUAUAAUAACUCAGCUCUACCUAGCCUUAUAUGGAGACGAUAAAAAGUCCUUGAUUCUCCUCAUCGCCUGGCUUCCAACCGCUGUUUCUUUGGUUUUCCUCCGAACCAUUCGAAUCAUGAAAGUCAUACCACAACCAAACCAGCUCAAAGUGUUCUACAAUAUUCUCUAUAUCUCUCUCGGGCUCGCCGGGUUUCUCAUGGUCAUGAUUAUUGUACAGAAAAGAGUUUUGUUCACUCGACCCGAGUUCGCAGCCAGCGCCGGAAUGGUCAUUUUCUUACUCUUUCUUCCACUUGCACUUGUUAUUCUAGAAGAAUAUAAGCUCUGGAAGUCCAAGAAAGUAGUCGACGUUAGCUAUGUUGAGGCUGCCACCAUCGAAAACAAGCAAAACCCUACACUUCCUCUGCCACCGUCGUUACCGGAAAAGAACCCAGUUUCAGAAUCCAAACCAGUAGUCGAAAGCGAGUCGAGCCAACCCUCAUGCUGGACAACCGCAUUCAAGCCGCCAGUGAGAGGAGACGACUUCACAAUCUUACAAGCUGUUUUCAGUACCGACAUGCUGAUUCUGUUCAUCUCCUACAUCUGCGGAGUCGGGGGGACCUUGACGGCCAUCGACAACCUCGGGCAGAUCGGGACUGCACUCGGGUACCCGAAACGGAGCAUAAGCACGUUCAUCUCACUCGUCAGCAUAUGGAAUUAUCUCGGCCGAGUCGUGGCGGGUUUCUACUCAGAAUACUUGUUGACUCGUUACAAGGUCCCUCGUCCGGUCAUGUUGACUUCGAUCCUCCUGCUCUCUUGCGUUGGUCAUCUCUUGAUAGCUUUCAACGUCAAAAAUGGUCUUUACUUGGCCACUAUAAUAAUCGGGUUCUGUUUCGGAGCCAAAUGGCCAUUACUCUACGCCAUAAUAUCGGAGCUUUUCGGGCUCAAAUACUACGCGACGUUGCACAAUCUCGGCGCGAUCGCGAGUCCCAUAGGGUUGUAUCUCAUAAAUGUGAGGGUGGCAGGUCAUUUGUACGAUAAGGAAGCGAUGAGGCAAAUGGCAGCCAAGGGACUUGUACGGAAAGAGAAUGAACAGUUGGUUUGCAAUGGAAUCAAGUGUUUUCAGAUGUCGUUUAUUGUAAUUACGGCUGUCACACUCUUUGGGGCGUUUGUUUCGCUGAUUUUGGUGAUUAGAACAUUCAAGUUUUACAAGAGUGACAUUUACAAGAAGUUCAGGGAGGUUGCCAAGGCCAACGAGGCCGAAAUGGCUUUGGCCGAAAGUGGCGUAGCAAUUGGUGAAGUCAAUAGAAAUGGAGAUCAUCGUAAUAAGCAAGAGAAGUAGAGUGAAAUCAUCAUCAUCAGUUGAUGCUUUUUUUUUUAUUAUCAUUAAAUUUUUGGUUUAGUUCAACGUUUGGAUAAACCAAAAGGGUUAAUGAUCGAUGUGUAAUGAGAUCAUCAUGGAAAUCAUUGGACGACAAAUAUGUACUUGUUUCAGUUGAGUGUUUGGGUAAGAAAGUUUCGUUAAAUGAUAAUGUGUAUUAACUCA